UUGAUGCCCGGUAGCAGACGAAGCGCUUCCUAUGAGUGACCGUCCGUCAAAGGCAACAAACCCAAGGACAGGUUGCUCACAGCAUAAACGAUGGAACUUAGCACAGCUAGUUAAGCGGUUAAAGGUUAAUAUCCAUGGACGUCGACAUAAUUCUCUGACUAGUAAUAAGGAUCUAAGAGGCGGUGCGAGCGUCGCUCAUAACGAUUGUCACGUAAUUGGCUCGCUAGAACCGCAUAAAGGCAAAAAUCGACUACCGGUUGAAGAACUGGCGUAAACGAAACCCGCACUAUUGGAAGCGCCUGUUACAUAUCUAUAUGUGUACCUCAGUAAUGGGCAAUGUCGCCAAUGGGCACUGCAGCGGAGUCCAAUGUUGCACUUUGCUCUAGGCCAGUGCGUGCUUACUUACCGAUAUGUCUGCGCGUGGGUCGAAAAACGGUCGCUUAAAGCUGUUGUCUUGCGUGAGAAUAUGGUCAAUCUUAUUACACUGAUUCACACGUUUGGCCGGAUAGAUCCCGAAGUAUCAGAGCCAGUUGCCGAACAAUUGCAGAAAUUCAUCUGCAACCUUGAGGAUCUCGAUCGUCAGCUCGCCGAACUCUCUAACCUGCCAAGUCUUAACUGGCAAUCAAUUAUGUCAGCCUUAAAAACUGCAGUGCAGGAACAUAAGGCGUUUCUAGACCCCAGGCCACUUGCCGAUUUCGUACCAUCUAUUGACGACUUUACAGAGAUAAAGUUGUUGGGCAAAGUAGCGUUCGGAGCCGUAUAUAAAGCUAUAUUCAAGGGUGAUCUCAAGGUGGCCCUAAAAGUAAUACCUCAACUGAAGUUUCGUUUCGAUCCUCGAGAUGAUACGCCAUAUAUAGACAGGAUGAUCGCUUCGGUAGUUAUGAACCAUCCAUAUAUUUGCCAGAUAUACUGCUCGUUUAUAGCGUCCGCCAAGGAUCAAGCUGGGCUAGUCCUUGAUUCACCAACUCUUGGCACCUCCGUUACUGUGAUGGAGGUACUUGACGGCGUAGAUCUUACCGAACGCAUUGGAAAGAACUCGUCGUUAACUGCUAACCUAACACAGGUUCUGAUGCAGCAAUGUAUGAUGGCUAUUGAGCAUCUGCAUUUGAGCGGGUGUAUCCAUAGGAAUAUUAAGCCGGCGAACAUAAUGGUAAUGCGCGAUGGCCGUCUAAAGCUGAUCGACUUCGACGAAAGCUGGGUGUGCAUUUGCCACACCGGUAAUCAAUUCCAAAUGUCCUAUUUCAGUCGGACUGCCGUGGAGUUUUCUGGACGAGACAAGGCUGGUACGGAGGCGUAUAUGGCGCCAGAAGUCCACCGGGGCAAAGCUUUCGGCCGAGCUUCGGAUUGGUGGUCAGUUGGAAUCGUGCAUUUCAGGUUGGCAUUUGGACGACUUCCUUUUAGAAAUCAACAAAUAGUUGAGCAAAUUGUUAAUAAAGAGCUCGAAUGGGAUCGGUUUGGAGAUGGCUUGGACGGACAUUUUACUGCACUUAAAAAUUACCUAUUCAAAAUUCUGGCGAAAGAGUCUAGAAACAGAUUGGGCUCACGCGACUAUUCAGAAAUUUUCGAGCAUCCCUUGUUUGCGGACGUUGACUGGCAGAAACUGCCAGAACAGGUCACCUGGUAUGAAGAACUAGAUGUUGCGUUUGCCAAUCGGUAUUCAAUCGAAAGUGAUGAGGAUCGACAGUUGCCAGGGAACGGGGUUAAAAAUGAUAAGCUUUGUCUAAAAGGUUUGAUCGACAGUCACCGAGAUCACGUUCCUUUGAUGACGUUCUCGUCGAAACUCAUCAAGAAGCUUGUUACUGGCGAUACGGGCCCCAACGGAAAUGACGAUCUUGUUCGGUGGCGGCAUAUAAGUGAUUUAAAGAAGUCGAGUGACGAAACUAUUGGCGGAACGACAAGUGCUGACAAAAGACAGAAAAAGGGGCCGGUACAAGUGAUCAUUCAGAAUUUAACUAAAGUCAGUCUCUGCGGAAGUACACGUCGACCGGUCACACUUCGUAGGUUGCUGAGUGAAGAUGGGAUGCAUCGUUAUAUAGUAAACGAGAUUGCCAAGGGGGCGAAAAUACUCGGUGAGGCAAAACUCUAUUAUGGCGAUCUUGUACUAGAAAUCGAUAAGAUAUCGAUAACGAAUUUGCCAGAACAUCGAGUAGAUCAGCUGCUUGCGAAAAGAGGCUCGCCAUUAGUUUUGUCCGUGGCACAGUUAAAUCCGUUUCGCGAUGCCGGGGAGUCGACAUUCAAUAUGUCCCAAUUACUGUUUCGUUACAAGCCAAUGCAUGUUAAUUUUCAAGGUACAUUUAUGCCGAGAAAAUGUUGGCGACAACCUCAGGUGGUGCACGGCUUCACUCUUGUUGUACGAAAGGUCUACCUAGCCGGAGCUGCUGAACUCGUUUGCUUCGUAGACACCCAUGAGGUCGCUAUGCAGUGCAUAGCCUCAAGCGGGAACAAAGAUUUAAAACGAAAUGUUAAGGACGAAAAAGAUAUGGUGAACAUAUAUACAGGCGACAUCAUACUUGCCAUCAAUAACACUAGAUUAGAACAUCUUAUCCGUGGCAAUGACCCAGAAAAACAGAUCCGCUGUUUAACUUCGAGUACCUUCCUGGAUCUCGACUUCGUUCCGUGCUCGCCCAUCAGAGUGACCAAUCUGUCCGUUGACCCAGCAUUUAUAUAGAUUAACCCUCAAGAAGUCUUGUUAGCAACCCAUUUACGUUACACUAAACUGCACAAAGGCUUCAAGGGUACUGCUUUCAGGAGGGUAGCGGCGUCUUUAUGACGAGCAAAAUGUAUGUAGCUUAUUUGUGUACGACAUUUUGUGUAUUACAUUGGCAUUCACAUUUAGUAUUUAUGCAGUAGAUCAACUUUACAAGAUUUCUUGCUGAGUUGUUUAAUGAUAUGGUAACCACAAAUAUUGUACCUCUGUGCAAAACAAAAAUAAGAAAACCAAUCUUCGCCGUUGCGAAAGUAGCAGCAGAUACAAGAAUGAGGCGAAGCUUUUAGGAUGAGAACAAUAAUAGGAAAGGACGAUAUCCGGGAAGAACGUACAUCUUAAAAAAGACGUCGGAUCAAGGCUAUAGCACUUCAAAAAUGUCUGCCCCCCUGACGUGAUCUUUAAUUUUCUUAUUCUGCUACACUGUAUCUAAUACUCAAUAAGUACACUGGUACAUGGUUUUAUUCCGUUCAUUUGUAAUUAAUAACACAAUAACACUUGCGAACUCGGAAACAAAACAGUUUUAAUCUUUGCAGGAGCUCCUAUCUCAAAGUAAAACAAUCCUUAAUUUUUCGGAAUUUCAUGCAAACGAGUUAGUCGCUCUAAUUUCACACCAAAAACCACGAUAGUAAUCAAUCGAAGAAGAUCCGAUCGAAAGAAGAUAAAUUAUUGACGUCGUUAACAUAAUAAUUUUAUAUAUAAAACUUUUUACUCAUUAUUUUUGUGCCUAUUGAAAAGAGCUUAAAGAUCGUGAAUCAUGAAUGCUUGAAGACAGCUUAACAAAGUUAUGUUUGCCUCGGUUUACGCAAGGAUCUAUUCAAAUAUUUUUCCAUAUAUGUGAAUUUCAUCGUGGUGCUAUUCUCAUCCCUAAGCCUUCACAAAAUCGGUAAGUUUUGCGAUAAACAUGGUCAAACGUUUUGUUAUACAAUCUAUCAGCAUCAGCUCCAAUAAAAAUCUAAUAUACUCGUAUAGGUGCAUUUAUUACCCAGUGGUGACCGAAAAAUGAUAUUAUUAAAAAAAAAAA
Messenger RNA from Varroa destructor (honeybee mite), 3728 nucleotides. RefSeq names its product probable serine/threonine protein kinase IRE3. The record is from RefSeq and is a predicted model, not a curated record. NCBI's taxonomy places the organism in Eukaryota, Metazoa, Arthropoda, Arachnida, Mesostigmata, Varroidae.